UUCACUCUUCACUCAAAUGUUUGGUUUGUUUUCAUUUAGGAUUUGCUUUCAUUUGUCCCAAAUUGAGACCCAAUUGUCACCAAAUCCAGUACCACAUCAAUGUCGGAAAUCGACGACACCUUAAAGCGGAUCCAUUCCUCACACAAAGGGGUGAUUGGAGUGAUUGUCGUGGACUCGGAUGGCGUUGUCAUAAAGUCGACACUCAAUGAGAGCACUGAUAUCCAGCAGUCAUACGGUGUGACUAUCAGUCAAAUGGUAGAGAAGGCCAAACAGGCCCUCAAAGACAACGAUGAACUCACUUUCCUCAAGAUUAAGACCAAACGACAUGAGUUUGUGGUCGUCCCCGAUAAGGACUAUGUAUUGAUAACUCUAAUCAAUCCGAAUGAGUCCAGCGCUUGAGUUAUGGUUUUACACUUAAAUUAUUUCAAAUUGUCACACAUUUUGUGGUCAAUUAUUAAUUGUAUAAUUUUAUUGCUAAUUAUUUUUUAAUACUUUUAACAAAUAAAAAUGUAUUAUUGAUUAAGUA
This is a messenger RNA of Oppiella nova, 526 nucleotides long. NCBI's taxonomy places the organism in Eukaryota, Metazoa, Arthropoda, Arachnida, Sarcoptiformes, Oppiidae. The record is from the annotation of a GenBank genome assembly.